Messenger RNA from Oncorhynchus masou masou (cherry salmon), 1830 nucleotides. Its product is annotated as glycine amidinotransferase, mitochondrial-like. The record is from RefSeq and is a predicted model, not a curated record. Gene Ontology annotation, molecular function: amidinotransferase activity. Lineage: Eukaryota; Metazoa; Chordata; Actinopteri; Salmoniformes; Salmonidae. Gene Ontology annotation, cellular component: mitochondrion.
UGCAGGCUGUCUGCAACGUUUCAGAUGUGACUGAAAACCAUGUAUGAAACGGAUCGGCCAGUUGCGUUUCUUUCUUCCAUUUGUGUGGGAGAGAUUGGGUGUGCGGCUGAUAAGAAUGUGCUGGCGUAAGGUGUAGAAUUUCAGGGAACAUUUUUCUCAGGUCACGUUGACUGCCCCCCCACAACUUGUCCCAAUGCCUCGAGGCGCCCUGCGAGCGGAUAUAAAGAGGCAUCAGAACGCGAAGGGUCUUCCAUUCAUUCUCAGAACUCCUGACAUUCAGGUGGAUCUUGUCCUGCCGCGAAGCCGCUCGCCGCUAGAAUAUCCCAAAUAGCCGUCACCAUUAUCAGGUCGGACAAUGCUGCGAGUCAGGUGUCUCAGAGGAGGUAGCAGGGGGGCCGAGGCCGCCCAUCUGAUCGGAUCUAUGCUCGGCCGCGCCAUGACAGGCUGGGUGCAGGGCGCGUUCCAGAGCUACUCGAGUUCCGCUGCUGCCGCGCAGCCGCAACGCGCCCUGGAGGAGAACGCUGUCACUGAGCCUGAGCGACAGGAGUGUCCUGUCUGCGCCUACAACGAAUGGGACCCCCUCGAGGAGGUGAUCGUAGGCCGCGCCGAGAACGCGCGCGUCCCUCCUUUCACAGUAGAGGUCAAGGCUAACACAUAUGAGAAGCAUUGGCCCUUCUACCAGAAGUAUGGGGGCCAAAGCUUUCCUGAGGACCACUUGAAGAAAGCCGUUGCUGAGAUUGAAGAAAUGUGCAAUAUUCUCCGCAUGGAGGGAGUUACAGUUCAGAGACCUGAACCCAUGGACUGGUCCUAUGAGUACAGCACUCCAGACUUCACCUCUACUGGCAUGUAUGCUGCCAUGCCCAGAGACAUCCUCAUGGUGGUGGGGAAUGAGAUUAUCGAGGCUCCCAUGGCCUGGAGGUCCCGCUUCUUUGAGUACCGGGCCUACAGACCCCUCAUCAAGGAGUACUUCAGAAAGGGUGCCAAGUGGACCACCCCCCCAAAACCCACCAUGUCUGAUGAGCUGUACGAUCAGGACUACCCUAUCCGCACGGUGGAGGACAGACACAAGCUGGCUGCCCAGGGAAAGUUUGUCACCACCGAACACGAGCCGUGCUUCGACGCCGCUGACUUCAUCAGAGCUGGCAGGGAUCUGUUCGUCCAGAGGAGUCAGGUUACAAACUACAUGGGGAUUGAGUGGAUGCGUCGCCAUCUGCCCGAAUACAAGGUCCACAUCAUCUCAUUCAAGGACCCCAACCCCAUGCACAUUGACGCCACCUUCAACAUCAUCGGGCCGGGACUGGUGCUGUCCAACCCUGAUCGUCCCUGUCGUCAGGUGGAGAUGUUUGAGAAGGCCGGCUGGACCGUGGUGAAGCCUCCAACCCCUCUGAUUCCAGAUGACCACCCUCUGUGGAUGUCCUCUAAGUGGCUGUCCAUGAAUGUCUUGAUGCUGGACCCCAAACGGGUCAUGUGUGAUGCUAACGAGCACACCAUCCACAAGAUGUUUGAGAACCUUGGUGAGUAUCAAACCAUCAAAGUGAACAUCCGCCACGCCAACUCCCUGGGAGGAGGCUUCCACUGCUGGACUACCGACGUGCGUCGCCGUGGUUCCCUCGAGUCCUACUUCCACUAGCCGUGCCAGAAGCAGACAGUUUUUAUUGAGCUUAAGUAAGGUUAAAGUCCCAAUCAACAAUCUGCAGUUGAUUUCUCAAUUUCAAAAAAUGAAAACCACGUGUUGAUUUAAAGUAAACAGUUAUGUGCAUGACAGUGCCUUUUGCAAAAACGCUUGGUUAUGAGUUCAUUUUAACGCUCAACAACAACAAAAGUUUGUUU